Amoebophrya sp. A120 is the source of this 2163-nucleotide messenger RNA. Lineage: Eukaryota; Dinophyceae; Syndiniales; Amoebophryaceae. The record is from the annotation of a GenBank genome assembly.
CACGUGGUGCUGAAGUAGAUGCUUCUAUUGAACUACUAGCAUCGCUUUGAACAAAACCACAACAAGGACCUUGAUGUCCUGCUCCGGUGCUGUCUCUCGUAGAAGCUGCACAACCACGACCACCUACGGCUCCUUACUGUGUCACGUGAUGCGGAAGUUGUCGUGGUAAGUUUAAUAUUUGCAUCUGAUCUCGUUCUCGAUAACCGUACCACUAGCUACUCCUCAAAAAUCUGACGUUCAAAUUUAUUGAAGAUUGUUCCAAGGAAAAACUAUCCAAAAAAUGACGUUCCGGCAGGAGGACAGCGUCCAUGAAUGUUGCGACCCGCGAAACGUGUGGUGCCGCUGCUUUUUCCCUAUUUUCGCGGUUUGGGCCUACCAGGGUUGCGACAGCCACUGCGACAUCUGGGCCGCGCUUUGCUGCCACUGGCUGUUUAUCUUGCGCAAACGUAUCGUACUCGUCGUAGUGUUCGCAAUUAAUACGCAUUACAAAUCUACAUGCUAUUAAUAAGGUAAAUCAGCAUGACAAAUUCAGUCUGUGAUGCUGGAUGAGCUAAUUUUUUGUAUUGCAACACUAGCUACGAGUGCGAUACUUUUGCACAGGAUACUGUUCACGUGCUGCUGCUGGAACUUCAAGAAGCCCCAGAAACGGUGGAAACCCUUGCCGCAGCACGAAAAUUCCUGCUGUUGCUGCUACUGCCACCCGAAGAACGCCUGCUGCCGUUUUUGUUUUCCCGGUCUAGCGGUUUUUGCUUGGCAGGGCUGUGACAACCCCGUGGAAUUGCUCGUCGCGCAAUUCUAUGAAUUGCAAAAGCACUAUCGUACUACUCGUAGUAAUUGCGUGUACGCAUUACAAAUCUCUUCAGGUAAAUCACCAUUUACAAAUUUAAUUUCGUAAUGCUGGGCAAAUUUGUGAUGCAAUUUAUACUGGGUAGUACGAUGCUUUUGCGUUGCAUAUUGUCGCAAACAUGCUGGUCCCGUGUUUAUCGAAUAUCUACGCCUGUGCGAUCUGGAAGCCCCAUAUCCACAGUAAAUUUCCCGUACACGUACAAAUGUGGUUUCUGCAUGACAAACUUUUCUUCCAAUCCUAUUCAGCAUUACCAGUGGCAUGCUCGUCCAAGUUGGUAAAAUUUGUCAUGCAUUGUGUACAUGUACAGAAAAUUUGUAUUGCAUACCCCAGGAACGGCAGAAGAUUUGGGGUGUUGAAACCGGUACUGCUUCCGUGGUCGGAGCACCAAUUACAGUGGUGAACACUUACGGGGCAGCGCCGCCGCCUGGGGGGUAAAAAUUUUUAUAUCGCACUUCUUAGUUUCAUCAAGUAGAACGUUCUUCUGAUGUACUGACGUAGAUACUACCUGCUGUGCUGGGUUGAUGAUUAUGAUACGAAUUUCAAUACACUUGCUUCUACUAAUGCGCAACAACCAGCGCAAAGAAAUAGUACUGAUCCUGUUUUGCAGUAAUUAUGCAGUCUGUCAACCAAUAAAAUCAACAAAACACCAUCUUCGCAGUCCCGCCCCACCGAUUAACUACGGACACAACCCGAAUGCGCCCUACUUCCAACAAUAUCAAAGGAAAAAGUGUUUAUACGUUAACGGUUUUCACAGAUGGCAGUCAUGCAUAUACAAAUCUUGCCUUCCAUGCAUGCUUCGCAACACAAAUUUGCGCACCUUUUCUGAUGCAUCGCUGCGUCACAAAUUCCGUUCACGUUAACGCGUUUUCUGCUGAUAAACAACCCAACAUGAGCAUCAGCGUGCAGGGGGGCGCCGGCGGAACCGCGCCGAGGUACCCAACGAUGCAGCCCGGAAUCAAUUACGGAGCGACGAACAACAUGGGGGUGUGAAGAGCAGAAGUCGAGGACUUUGUCUCCGUGUUGAGCAGGUGGCGGUAGUACUUCACGAAAAAAGAAGACCACCGAUAAUAUUGCGGGAAAAGAACAACAAGCAAAUAGCUGUACUAUACCUGUUGCUCUAUCGACCGGUACUCGUUUGGUCUCUACCGCAGCAAUCAAAGAAGCAACUACUUCUCCUGCUAGGAGGUUGUAUUUAGAACACAGAUGGUGCGGUGGAACAGAAUGAACCACUCGUUUAUACUACAACGAGAACAUCAGUAAGAACAUCAUGAAUGCACAAUUUAUUCAGGACAGUCGCUUGUUGCUCAACAUUUUUG